Molecule: messenger RNA, 1535 nt
Organism: Bubalus bubalis (water buffalo)
Lineage: Eukaryota; Metazoa; Chordata; Mammalia; Artiodactyla; Bovidae
Product: pregnancy-associated glycoprotein 1
Exons: 9
Coding region: 57-1169 (370 amino acids)
Biological process (GO): proteolysis
Molecular function (GO): aspartic-type endopeptidase activity
Source: RefSeq, a predicted model, not a curated record
ACCACUACUUGCUAAGAUCCCAAACUUUCCUGAGUAUUUGGAGCCAGGAAAGAAGCAUGAAGUGGCUUGUGCUCCUCGGUCUGGUGGCCUUCUCAGAGUGCGUAGUCAAAAUACCUCUAAGGAGAGUGAAGACCAUGAGAAAAACCCUCAGUGGAAAAAACAUGCCGAACAAUUUCUUGAAGGAGCAUCCUUACAGACUGUCCCAUAUUUCUUUUCGUGGCUCAAAUCUAACUACUCUCCCACUGAGGAACAUCUGGGAUAUAUUCUACAUGGGUACCAUCACCAUUGGAACACCCCCUCAGGAAUUCCAGGUUGUCUUUGACACAGCCUCAUCUGACUUGUGGGUGCCCUCCAUUUUUUGCAACAGCUCAACCUGUUCUACACACGUUAGGUUCAAACAUCGUCAGUCUUCCACCUUCCGGCUUACCAAUAAGACGUUCGGGAUCACGUAUGGAUCUGGGAGAAUGAAAGGAGUUGUUGUUCAUGACACAGUUCGGAUUGGGGACCUUGUAAGUACUGACCAGCCGUUCGGUCUAAGCGUGGCGGAAUACGGGUUUGAGGGCAGAAGAUUUGAUGGUGUCUUGGGCUUGAACUACCCCAACAUAUCCUUCUCUAAAGCCAUCCCCAUCUUUGACAAGCUGAAGAAUGAAGGUGCCAUUUCAGAGCCUGUUUUUGCCUUCUACUUGAGCAAAGAUGAGCAGGAGGGCAGUGUGGUGAUGUUUGGUGGGGUGGACCACCGCUACUACAAAGGAGAGCUCAACUGGGUACCAUUGAUCCAAGCGGGUGACUGGAGUGUACACGUAGACCGCAUCACCAUGAAAGGAGAGGUUAUUGGUUGUUCUGAUGGCUGCACGGCCAUGGUGGACACCGGGUCAUCACAUAUCCAAGGCCCAGGAAGACUGAUUGAUAACAUACACAAGCUCAUCGGCGCCACGCCACGGGGUUCCAAGUACUACGUUUCAUGUUCUGCGGUCAAUAUCCUGCCCUCUAUUAUCUUCACCAUCAACGGCGUCAACUACCCAGUGCCAGCUCGAGCCUAUAUCCUCAAGUACAGAUUGUGGGAAUGUAGGAGAAGAACUAGCAUUCUCUGCAGAGAAAACAAGGAGCAGGAGUCAGAAGGAAAGAACCAGAGAUUGAGGGGAACUAUGGACACAUUUGUUCUUUUCUAAAUAAUUAUAUUGAAGUGUGGCUAAUCUUCAGUGUUGCGUUAAAAUCUGCUGAAUAACAAUGUGACUCAGUUAUACACAUAAAAAUAUAUAUUUUUCUUAUUCUUUUUCACGUGGCAUAUCACUGGAUAUUGAAUAUAGUUCCUGAUGCUGUACAAUAGGACUUUGUUGUUUUUCAUUCCUCUGUUUCCCCAACUCCCAGUCCUCUACUCACCACACCCUUCCUCAUGACAGCCUGAUGUCUUGGCCCUCUUUGGUUUUGGAUGAACUCUCAUAUCCCUUGUUGCUGAGAAAACCCCUUGAUACUUACUAAAAGAGGGAAAUAAAACAAAGAAUUUUGCUGGGUCUGGAUAUUGGGGGGAGUCACUA